Penicillium angulare is the source of this 747-nucleotide messenger RNA. RefSeq lists its product as uncharacterized. Gene Ontology annotation, cellular component: PcG protein complex; transcription regulator complex. The transcript has a single exon. The record is from RefSeq and is a predicted model, not a curated record. The coding region runs from base 1 to 747 and encodes 248 amino acids. Gene Ontology annotation, molecular function: RNA polymerase II cis-regulatory region sequence-specific DNA binding; DNA-binding transcription factor activity, RNA polymerase II-specific. NCBI's taxonomy places the organism in Eukaryota, Fungi, Ascomycota, Eurotiomycetes, Eurotiales, Aspergillaceae. Gene Ontology annotation, biological process: regulation of transcription by RNA polymerase II.
AUGUAUUUUGACCAAAUGAACAGGAGCUGCAGCUACGCACCUGCCGACUGGACAGCUCAUAGACCGCCCUUAUGUGACACGGAUUUAUACAUUAUCCCGCAAUCAGCAAUCAUCAUUCCAGAAUCGCAACAUCACAUCAGUUACUCUAUUUAUCCCCAAGUCGCAGUUCUCCUCAGUACUGUGAAUCAUCAGUGCAUCGCUACAGCAACAGCAAACCUUUACCAAAAUACAAUCUGUCCAGGGGGAUUUACCAACACCUCCGCUGCACGACCGAGGACGUACGGCUACGGGCCGGACUCACUCGAUCCCUACCGUCUUUGCGGUUCUCCUUGGCCCGAUCGUUCAAUCGAUCUCAAUUCGGAUGAAAGUGAAUGCUUUGAGCCCAGCAAGGUCGAGUCAUCCAUGAGUUGUGCUCAAUACGAAGCUGGGCUCCCGUACUUGCCGCCAAAUAUCGCAGCGCCAGGAUUCAUAUGCGUUCAGUCGGGAUGUAAUAAAAUCUUCAAGCGCCAGAAGAACCUUUCACGCCACUUGCACUGUCACUCCGGUAUCAGAGUCCAUGCCUGCUGGGUUCCCGGGUGUCAUCGCAGGUUUGUCCGUCGUGAUAACCUCAACUCUCAUUAUCUGACCCAUGGGAAAUGUGGAGGUCGAAACCGCUAUGUAGUCACUCUAGAUGAACAUAGCGCCCUUUACAAUCCUGCUUUUCGCGGUGCGCUGACACCUCAUGGCUGGCCGCUCGAAGCUCAGUGA